Molecule: messenger RNA, 12601 nt
Organism: Stegostoma tigrinum
Lineage: Eukaryota; Metazoa; Chordata; Chondrichthyes; Orectolobiformes; Stegostomatidae
Product: bromodomain and WD repeat-containing protein 3-like
Exons: 39
Coding region: 252-5831 (1859 amino acids)
Biological process (GO): regulation of cell shape; cytoskeleton organization; regulation of transcription by RNA polymerase II
Cellular component (GO): nucleus
Molecular function (GO): protein binding
Source: RefSeq, a predicted model, not a curated record
UUGGUUUGAAGCCGGCCUCAGCACUCACUCAAUGGCGACUGAAAAUCUUGAUUAAAGAGACCGGAGGCGGCCGGGCCCGGGACUCAGAGAAACAGCGGCGGGGGCAACAUCCUUUUUCAAAAAAAAGCACACACACAUACAAAAGAAAUUUAUUCUAAAGAAAAUAUACAUAUAUAAAUUAUAAACAAGAACAUCAUGUAUUAAAAAUCCACCAUUGAAAUCUAAGUAUAUAAUUAAAAUUAAGGAAAAAAAUGGCCGAGACAACCGCUACCUCUCCUAAAGUCUCUCUAUUAGAAUCAGGUAAGAACAACAUUGGAAGAAAAGACGGCCUCAACUGUUUUAUUUUACAAACAAAAAAGCAACGUUUAAAAAAAACGAGGUUUGUAUUCUUUUUCGUUCCCCUCUUAGAGCUCUACUUCCUAAUCGCUCGCUUUCUCUCGGCGGGUCCUUGCCGAAAGUCCGCGGAGAUACUGGUGGAGGAGCUGGAGGAGAAAGAGCUGCUCCCAAAGCGCCUGGACUGGGAAGGCAAUGAACACCACAGAAGCUAUGAAAACUUUAUUUUGUCAAAUCAACAUGUGCCCCCUGAUUACCUCUUGCGGAUAUGCCAGCGAAUUGGCACACUGCUGGAUAAAGAGCUUCCUUCAAGUGUGUUUGGUGUACAGUCCCUACUUGGUGCAGGCAGACAGUCCCUACUUCGAACUGCAAAAGAUUGUAAACAAGUGGCAUGGAGAAGCUCUGCUUUUGCAGCCCUUCAUAGAGGAAGGCCACCGGAAAUGCCUCUAACCUAUGGAAGUCCACCUAGUGUUGUCGAGAUAGUCCGUGGCAGACAAUUGACGGGAAGUGGACAUUUUGGCUCAAUUUUUCCAACCUGUACCUAUCAGCACAUAAAGAUGCACCGCAGAAUUCUUGGACAUCUGUCGUCAGUUUAUUGUGUUGCCUUUGAUCGCACAGGGCACAGGAUUUUUACUGGUUCUGAUGACUGUCUGGUAAAAAUUUGGGCCACACACACUGGGCGAUUACUGUCCACCCUACGUGGCCACUCCACUGAGAUUUCUGAUAUGGCUGUAAAUUAUGAGAACACUAUGCUAGCAGCUGGCAGCUGUGACAAACUGAUUCGAGUUUGGUGCUUGAGAACGUGCGCUCCAGUCGCUGUGCUGCAGGGGCACACAGGAUCCAUUACUUCUCUACAGUUUAGUCCGAUGGGUAAAGGUUCAGUCCGAUACAUGGCUUCCACAGGAUCUGAUGGGAGUGUUUGCUUUUGGCAGUGGGAUCCAAAUACCCUGAAGUUCAAGAAUCAGCCAUUGAAGUUUACAGAACGCUCAAGGCCAUGUUCUCCAAUGAUUUGCUCCUCGUUCAGUGUUGGUGGCAUGUUUCUAGCAGCUGGCAGCAGUGAUCAUAUGAUCAGAAUAUAUUACAUUGGAUCUGGAACCCCUGAGAAGAUUUCUGAAUUAGAAUCGCAUCUGGACAAAGUAGACAGUAUUCAGUUCUCCAACAAUGGUGAUAGAUUGGUCAGUGGUAGCAGAGAUGGAACAGCACGGAUCUGGCAAUAUCAGUAUCAAGAGUGGAAAAGUAUCUUGUUAGACAUGGGUGCUCAAUUGCCGGGAAUCACCUCCUGUCCAGGGGACGAUAAGGUUGCAAAACUUAAAGUGACAAUGGUUGCUUGGGAUCGUCAUGAUGACAAUGUUAUCACUGCAGUGAAUAACCAUACACUAAAGGUGUGGAAUUCAUAUACUGGACAGUUGCUGCACAUCUUAAUGGGUCACGAAGAUGAAGUAUUUGUUUUGGAGCCACAUCCAUUUGACUCCAGAAUUAUUUUAUCUGCUGGCCAUGAUGGCAAUAUCUUCAUUUGGGACAUUACUAAAGGCAUGAAAUCUCACCAUUACUUUAACAUGAUUGAAGGUCAAGGUCAUGGUGCUGUAUUUGACUGCAAAUUUUCACCAGAUGGCCAACACUUUGCUUGCACAGAUUCACAUGGACAUCUGCUUAUAUUUGGGUUUGGAUGCAGUAAACUGUAUGAAAAGAUUCCAGAACAAAUGUUUUUCCAUACUGACUAUCGUCCCUUAAUUCGUGAUGGGAACAAUUUUGUCUUGGAUGAACAAACUCAACAGGCUCCCCAUCUCAUGCCACCACCUUUCUUAGUGGAUGUGGACGGAAAUCCUCAUCGAACAGAAUAUCAGCGAUUGGUGCCAGGUCGUGAGAAAUGUCUGGAUGAGCAGCUGAUACCACAACUUGGAUAUGUGGCAACAAGUGAUGGUAAUGUUGUGGAACAAGUAAUUGGGCAGCAAACAAAUGAUCAAGAUGAGCAAAACAUGGAUGUGAGUGUGCUGGAUGGCAUAAUCCGAAAUUUACAACAGGAGCAAGACCAACGGUUGGGAGCUGAACAACAUGGGGCAAGUAAUCCCCCCAAUAGGAUCAGCACACCUUCAAGAGUUUUAAGGAACCCCAGCUCUGACAUUUUGUCACCACCAAAUGUGGGACUGCGCCGUAGUGGACAGAUUGAAGGUGUUCGUCAGAUGCAUCACAAUGCUCCCCGUAGCCAAAUAGCCACAGAAGGUGACAUCAUGGCCUGGAAGCGAAGAGUGGUAGUACCAGAAAUACAACCAAGUGUGAACAGGAUGCAGGAAGAUUUUAGGAUUGCUAAAAGCGAAGAGGAAAUUGCCUUGUAUACAAGAGAGAAGAAAAGACGACCAGUACAUAUUACACAAAAGAAUGACUCCUUGGAGUCGUGGGAACACACCAAAAGAAAAAUGAGGGCACAGCGUCGUGAGCAACACAAGUAUAGAACGCGUGCUGCUGUGGAGGAACUAGCUCAAUUUUUCCAUGAAGAAGCAGAGGAAGUUAGUUCUGAAGAGGAAAGUAAUUCAGCAGAGGGGACUGGAGGCUCUUCAGAGGAAUGGCGGAGUGAAACUAACAGCUCAAGUGAUUCUUCAAGUGAGUAUUCAGAUUGGACAGCAAAUGCAGGAAUUAAUCUUCAGCCACCCAAAAGACCAACCAGACGGCGAGCUCCACUCAUUAUGAGCAGCUCAGAAGAUGAACAAGAUGAUAAAGCUAAGCCAUCAUGGAAUCAAAAUAUAAAGAAACCUAAAGGAAGACCACGGAAGAGACCCAAUCCAGUGCCAACCGGAGAAGGUACAAUUUCAGAGGAAUGGCAUCCCCCAAAGUGGAUCACAGAUACUGUACCCCGUAGGUCACCAUAUGUUCCACAAAUGGGUGAUGAGCUUGUCUACUUUAGGCAAGGCCAUGAAGCCUAUGUAGAAGCUGUCAAAAAGGCAAAAAUAUACACCAUUAGCUUACGCAAGCAGCCAUGGCAUAAACUGGAAAUUAGGGAUCAAGAAUUUUUAAAAAUUGUUGGACUAAAAUAUGAAGUUGGCCCUCCUACAUUGUGCUGUCUCAAACUUGCCUUCAUCGAUCAGGACACAGGGAAAAUUAUGGAUAAGUCAUUUUCUGUGAAAUACCAUGACAUGCCUGAUGUAAUUGAUUUUCUUGUAUUACGUCAGUUUUAUGAUGAAGCAAGGGAGAGGAAUUGGAAAGCUGGUGACAAAUUUCGGUCUAUAAUAGAUGAUGUUUGGUGGUUUGGGACAGCCUUAAGUCAAGAACCAUUCCAGCCAGCAUAUCCAGAUAGCCAUUUCCAGUGUUACACCGUUCGCUGGGAGAACAAUGAAAUUGAAAGGCUCAGUCCUUGGGACAUGGAACCUAUUCCUGAAAAUGCUGAAUUUCCUGAUGAUCCUAGUGCUGGUGUUCCUGUGACUGUGGAAGAGCUUGAAGCUCUGCUAUACAGACCUCAAGAAGGAGAGUGGGGAGAAAAAUCAAGAGAUGAAGAAUGUGAGCGUAUUAUAAGGGGCAUUGAUGACCUUGUGACACUAGAUAUAGCAACUCCAUUUAACGCUCCUGUGGAUCUUCGUGCAUAUCCUGUAUAUUGUAUGGUGGUUUCCUACCUUACAGACCUGAGCACCAUUAGAAUGAGACUGGUUAAUAGAUUUUACAGGAGGAUCAGUGCACUUGUAUGGGAGGUGAGAUAUAUAGAACACAAUGCAAGAACUUUCAAUGAACCAGAUAGUCCUAUUGUUUCAUCAGCCAGGCGAAUCACUGAUCUGCUUCUCAAGUUCAUUGAGAAUAAAGACUGCAUUGAUAUUUUUGAAAUUUGGAGCAUAAUGGAGAACUGUUCACUGGAUUCUGAAGGAGAGGAUGAGGAAAAUGACGAGACAGUGAAUGCUGCUGUUGCAGGAACAUCUGCCACUAGAAGAAGCUGUGUUGGGCACACGUUUGGCCGGAAUCUGAGCUAUGAUAUCAGCACUUGGAAAACUCAGUGCAGGGAACUGUUGGAGAUCCUGUUUGAAUGUGAAGACUCUGAACCUUUCAGGCAGCCUGUGGACCUCACUGAGUACCCUGAUUACAGGGAUAUUAUACACACUCCAAUGGACCUGGCAACUAUAAAAAAUCUAUUAGAAAUGCAUUAUGAAAGUCCCAUGGAACUUUGCAAAGAUGUGCGACUAAUCUUCAGCAAUGCUAAAGCUUAUUCUCCAAACAAGAAAUCUAAGAUCUACAGCAUGACUCUGAGGUUGUCUGCAUUUUUCGAGGACCAAAUUCGAACAAUUGUCUCUGAUUAUAAAACUGCUCUAAAAUACAAGAAAAGGAGUCAGCACAAACUGAGAUAUAAGAAACGUCUACAUAGUUCUGAUGCCUCCAGAUCAAGCAGCAGAGCCUCCAGUCCAGAACGAAAACGGAAGCCAGUGAAGUCUCAGGCAAAAGUAGAAUAUAUUUCCAAAAUAUCUACCUCAUUACGUUCAUCUCAGAAUAGCGCAAGUAGUAGUGGAGAUAGUGCCUGCACUGAUGCCUCUGAGCAUUCUUCUACAUCAGCCAAAAUAAGGAACAUGAAGGCUAAGACAACUGUCCUAACCAUAAAGAAGGACAGAAAAGAAGAUUUGCCCAAUGGGUCAGUUGAAUCAACAACAGCAUCAGACGGUGGAGACUGCAGUGAAAGCUCUGCAGAAGAGAAUGAAAGUACUAUUAUGUCUUGGGCUGAGCCUGUGGCUGGCAGCAGUAGAACAGCAAGAAAGCAUGUAUCACCAAAUAAAAAAACAGAAACAAGUGGUACUCAGGUAAAUGGAGACAGCAGGAAAUUGGUCCGUCAGAAUAAGGCAGCAAAGAAACGCAAGAUCUUGAGUGAUUCUGAGGAAGAAGACUCUGUUUCUGAGAGGGAGCAGGAGAUAUUAAGUGCUGUUAAGCGAAGAAAAUAUGCCUGUGUUUUGGAAGAUGAUGACUCACUGUCUGAGAACGAACAGCAACAUGAGGACGGGGAAGCCCGAAAACACAGUUCUGGUGGAAAUACCAGUUCUGGGAAUGAAAACUGCUCCCGCUCCAGUUCUCAAUCAAAAUCUCAAUCAAAAUCUCAAUCAGACUCUGAAUCCCAAUCAGUUUCUGAUUUGGAUAGCGAUUACAAUGUGAACGCUAGGGCAAAAGUGAAAUCAAAGAUAAAAGUGAAAGCAAAGACACAGGUGAAGAGAGGGAGACCAAGAAAGAUUAAAGGGAGAGGAAAAAAUAAAAUAGCUACUUCUAAAAAAGUCACCAGUAGGUUAGAAUAUAAGAAGCAGCAAAAGAUCUUGGACAGCGAUGAUGAAGAUGGGGAUGAUGACGACGAUGACUCUGAUUAUGUAAAACGAGAUUGUGUUUGUAGACCAUCUGCAAUAAGGACCAGAAAUCAAGGCAAAAGGACUGUAAGAUAUGAUGAUUAUGAUUCCGAUACAGACAGCCUUUUACAUAGUGAGAUAGCUAGCCAUGGAGUGUCAAGGUCUGGACGGGUACGACGAAUACCCAUGAGAGUGAGAGACUGAAAUGCAGCCAUUUAUUGGCAUUGUACCACUGUGAAUUUGUCUUCUCUAAAAUUUCAGGGAUUAUAUUUAUAUUUUUCUGGAUUUAUUUUUUGGGGAACUGGGGGGUGCUGCUGGCCAUGCUUGGACACAAAAUCAUGAUCAAUAUUGCAACCAUUUAGGGACGUGUAGUGACAGCACAAAAAACUUCAGUAGUACUUAAGAUAACUCUAGCAACGUUCAUGGAUCAUGCUAGAAAAGUGCGUGUAACUUAGUUUUUUUUCUACUAUUAAGCACUACAGCUAAUGUUAUUUAUUUUUGCUUCCUUGCAUGUAUUUUAAGCCAACAGAACAGUGUAUCUCUGUCUCACCAGUGAUUGAAGCAGUUAUUCACAUUUAGGCAAUGAAUAAUGGCAGCAGGAAGAAACAGAAGUUUACACCCAUCUUCUUUUCAUGAUUAUUUUAUUUGUAUUGAGCAUAAAUUCAAUCAGUGCAUUUUGCUUAAAGCUUGUGUAUUUUAUAAGCAGAUUAGUCUUUGGAGGGCCAUGGUAGAAAUGAAGCAUAUCUUUAGUACAGAUAAAAAGACCAGAUUUUCUUUACAUGUAGGUACACUAUUGCUAAAAUGCCUACAACUUUCUUUGUCCUAACAUUUAACAAAGGAUUGUUUAAAUUUGUAGUAAGUUGAAUAAUCCUGAUCCCUUUUUUUCUGUCAGAUCAGCAUUCACCACCUGUGUCUGAUCAAUUUGUUGAUUCCUGUGUUUCAGUAAAGGACAAGAACAAUGUCCUCCCAAUAGCUGAAUGACCAGGGUUUCUUUCCUUUGCCCAUUAUUUAAAAAGUGGAAAGGAAAGAGAAAAUCAUAUUUAACAAAGUACUGACUGGAAUUAUGCAGAUUUACUUUGGAAUUGAGAAGUGGUUUGGCACAACGUUAAGGAGUUAUAUCUCAGAAACUGUAUUCAAGAAAAAUACAUAAAUUAACAUGGGCUGGUUUAACAUCAGUUUUACCCCUGUUCUAAAUGACUUCCCAAUUUACUGUUAAAGAUUUAUCAGGUUUGGUUUGUUAAAUUGGUUCUUGUUAAUAUCUCAACAUCGAUCCAAUUUUAUAACAUGAGCUGUCAAAUUUAGCAGCAUAUGGAGUCUUUUAAAAUAAAACAAAUAAUCUGGCUGAAAACAAUUUCAAAUGUUAUUACAUUUUUAAGAGGGAGUCAAUCUGAAUUAGAAAUUGUGGAUUAAUUUUAGAGUGUUGUUUUGCUUGGUUAAAUCACUUGUGAAUAUUCCAAAACAGCACUUGAAAGUAGAAAAUGUUUUUCAAACUGUGUCAUCAAUGUGCUAAUGCAGGGUACCUUAUUUGUAUCAUAAAGCUGUACUUCAAAACUGAAGUUAAAAAUUUUUUCAAGGUUUUAAAAAAGUGCAUUCUUCCCACCAUCCAUUUCAGAAGAUGUGAUUCGCAGAUUUGCAGUUCCAUCUGUCAUUUAGUGCCUUGUCCAAGUAUCCGUCAUGCUUGUCAAGGCAGUGAGCAUUCAUAGACAUAUCCAACCAAAGAGUUGAGAAGUAAGAUUAUUUCACCCAAGCCUGAUGUUGUCUGUACCCACCAUAAGCAUAGAAUUUCUAACAAAAAUCAAAGGGCAGCGUGGAAACAUUUCCUGAUAUUUUUACAUUGUGUCUGGAGACAUUGUGGUUAAUUAAAGCCCCUCUCCACUAAUUAAUGGGCAGAUUGGUAUGAACUGACAGAAAAUAACAAAUCAAACUUGGGGCUUUGGUCUUUAUUAGGUAUCUGAUGCCGUUGGAGAAGUUUCUGCACGUACCUUUAAAUUCCAAGCUUCUUAUCAAUUUCCACAACAAAAAUUUAUCUGGAGGAAUAUAUUUUCUAAUCUCUAUCUGCAACAAACCAGUUGUGUAUAAACAUUUUUAGACAGAAUCUUCACUGAUAAAGAAGUUUUUAAACAUAGUUAGCAAUUGCAGAUUGCAAAAUAAAUACUGCAAGGAAAGUAAAUACAGGUAUUCACCAGGUUGCAUGAAGGAUCCAUUCUUGAGUACAGUUGUAAGUGAGUACAUACACAAGUCAGAAUGCAAUAUAGUACAAUUUAAAAUAGCCAUUCAUAGGUAUGAGGAAAUGUUCACGUGUUGUAUCAUUGAAAUUAGUACUAAUGCACUCCUGUAUGGGAUCUUGUCCAUAAGUAUGAGUAUUCAUAAGUCAGAAGUUUGUAAAUCAGGACUGCCAAUUGCAUAGUUUUGUUUGUAAUGAUAACAAUGCAACAUGUGAAAAUAAAUUUCUAAAUUAUUAAUAGGCAUGGGGCCAGAUAAAACUUUUCUAUCCCAUUAUAAGAUAAUUUGACUAAGUUUCUAGCAUGUCCCUCAAGUUAUAAAUUUGGCUAUUGAAACUAGAUCAGAUGCCUGCCCUCUGCUAAUUGUAUUAUGCUCCAGGAAAUCUUGGUAUAAAUGCUACUGUUUUCUGUUUUCAGAUUUAUUCAAAAGCUCUGAAUUGUAUUUAGUUUUGUCACAUUUAAGAAAUAUGCAAAUUACUCUAUUCUUUCUUUUACUCCAUUUUGGCCUUUACAAAUAUUUACACUUAAUAGUAUCAUUAAACAACUUAACAGUAUACAUUUAAGUUUUAAAAGACACAAUGAAGUCCUAAUAAAAGUUCUGACUCUGCAAAGUUGAUAAAAAUUUUUGGCACAGCAAGACCAUUGGCAACCAUUCUUUAGAGAUGUGAUCCUGUUAUACCCGGGGCAGUUUAUCUACAUAGUUUCUCAUUUUACCACAUGCAUUUUUGGAUGGGAUGCAGGUAUGAGUUAGAGAUUGAAUAAAUGACCUUAAAGUUGUUUUUAACGCUGUUCAGUCUUUUAAAAAUUGAACUUAAAACAAGUCACAGCCAAGAUUUGCAUUUGUCUUGUGCAGAAUGUUUUGAGGUUACCAGUUGAUCGCCCCAGAGAGGAGACAGUUGAAAUAUUUGUAAACUUGCCUAAGUGAGAGAAUGUGAUUGUUGACAUUCAGCAUCCACAGUAUUAUCCAAUCUGAUUUUUAAAAAAAACCCUAUAACAGUAAGUGACCUUUUAGCUCAUCCACAGUGUGGAAUUGCAUUUAUGAAAAGAAAUUGGUGCCUUCAGUUUUGUCUGUGCCUACAAUGAUGCUAGAUCAUAUUUCUAAUCUUUUGAGGUGUUUGUCCUCAGGAACACAUGAAAGCCAAAUGUUUUACCCUAGCUACCAUCCUCUCAGCCCACCUGCCCCCAAGCAGCCACCUUGAAUGUUGCAGAACAUUUGGUCAUGGUCAGACCUUGUACAUUUAAUAUCUGUUCCAAAAUUGAGGAGUAGUUUUGAUGAGGUGGUUACGUCUGUAUGCAAAAUUGAAGGUGUAACUUUCCCCUCAAUGCCUGGAUAAGAAACUCACAGGAUUGGAUAAAAUUCUAGUUUUACCUCCAGCCGAAAAUUCGUCUUCAAUGUUAAUAGUGAACAAAAUUGGGAUGGUUAAAACCAACAUGAUACUCAAUCCCAUCAGUUUUCAGGUGGACAAGGUAUGUUAAAAAUUGGCACUAUAAUUUAUCUUACAUUUUUAUUUCCUUGCAUUAGCUGAAAUUCUAAAUCUGUGAUUUGUCUUCCACUUAGAAUUUUAUUGUGACAUCCAAUAAAAGUGAAUAUUGUUUAGAUGUUUGAAAAAUGGUGCUAAUUCUGUUUGGUGAAUUCAGAAAAUGUCAGUUUAUAGAGUGGCUGCAAAAAUAUGAUUUAGAACAACAUAGUUAUUGUUGAGUACCUAUAAAACAGUUUUGAUGUCCUUUUAUGGAACAAUAAACUCAUUGGAGAUGCAGGAGGUACUCUGCCUUGUUCCAACUAUAUUCCAAUGAAUGUACACAUGGUAGUUUCAAAACUGGCAACGUUUCUGAAUUAGUCCUUAUGCACCUCAAUUAUUAGCCCAUACUCAUUGCAUAAAUCUUCUUUGUAAUCCUUGGAUCACAAGCAUAAAGUUUUCUUUGAUUUAAUUUAUUACCAAGAUUUUAUUUUAUCUUCAUUUCCAAUAAUGAGCUGAGAAGCACAAUACAUAUGCUGUUCUUGUGUGACUCAUGGUUAUGAGACAAUCAUAGGAGUAGAUUAUUUGUCAGUACUCAGAUACAGUAUGCUAUGCUCUUCUGGAAAAACGAUAUCCUUAAAAUUGACAACUUUGGGAGGUGACUGACAAUGAAAUUAACAAGAAUUAUCUCCUAGUUAAGGAUGUUGCUAGGACCAUGUACAAAUUUGCUGAACAUUUUACAUAGUUACUUGUGACUUACAUUUGCCUUCCUAAGCUUCCCACCUCUAUCAUUCCAUACUUCAGUGAGUAAAUUUGGGUGUUGUGAUUGAGUAAUCUUUUUUACUUUUGUAUAACAUGUAAAACUGGCUUUUAAACACAUGAAUUGAGUUUAACAUUACCACUGCCAGUUGAAAGUUUCUAAGGGGUUUUACUACCUUACAUAAUCUUGCUGGAAAAAUGUCAUAACAUGAAGUAUCAAUGCAUCCCCAGAGGUGAAAAAUGCAAUUUGUCAAAAAAUUUUGUGACCAUUUGCAGCAAAAUUGCGAUAUGUACAAGUAUUAAGGUACAGCUUUUCAAGCUACGUUCCACAGCUUCUAGGCAUCCUGCACUGUUACUUAUUUUCCUUAAUUUUGAGUAUCAGCAAGGCUUUUUGACAAAGUCAAGAGUGAUCCUGAACAUUUACUUUGUAGCUAUAUUCCCAAUCUCUACAAUUAUUAGGGCUACUAUAGUUCUCGGGUGUACUUGGGCAGUUAGUGUCAGAAAGCUGGCCAACUGGAGGUACUGGCAUAGUCAACUUGGUGAAAAGAUAGACUGCGAUCUGAAUUAAGAGUGCUGACAUUUGUCCAUUGCCCAGGAAUGCUGUGACCAAUUGUACUGUAGCCCUGUUUAUCACCAGCUAACAGCACAAGAAUUGAACUUCUUAAUUUGUAUUGGAUGCAUUUGCACAACUUGAUCCCAUUCUGUUGGACAGCCAAAAUUAUUCCUUAAUGAUUCAAAAACAAAUGUUGCACACUCACAUGCUGCCUUUUCACUACGUAAUAAGUUCAUGAUAACUUGUAUAUGACAAAACUAGAUAUCUUUCUGGCUAUGAAUUAUCAACAUUCUCUUUUUGCUUUUGUGAAUAUAAUAUUAAAAUGUAUUCAUCCAAAAACACAUUUAAGUUCCUGUAACAAUUCCUGUUGUCCAGCCAAUGAAAUAAUAGUUGCUAUGACUUAAUUUCCUGAAUGUGUCACGACUUUAUUUUAAAUCUCUCAGCAUAAUGGACUAAAGGGUCGAAAAAAGAAAGCCAAUAAGAGAUUCUGACCUGCAGUUUGCGUUGUAAUUUAUUUGGACAACCUAUCUCUUUUAUAAAGGGGUUUAUUUUCAGGCAAGAUUGGUUUUCCAAGAACUGCCACACAAAACAUGAACUUCUAUUUAUCUUGUAGACCUGUUGUACGUUUGCCGCAUUUCUGUUUUUGUUUUAUAUUUAAAAUGUAUUCAGAUUGAUCAUUACGUUGACACAGGAGUGUUAAGACCACUUAAUUUGACUGCAAAGCAUGUUCUAAAACCAUUGAGAGUUACAAUGACAACUUUAAUUUUAAAGAAUUUCUCAAAUCUUAAAGUCAAUUACUCAAAAUAAGUAAUAUCCCCCUGAAUUGUAACACUGUCAUUUGUUUAAGUCAAAUUUCUUGAAAAUAACCUUUAGUAGAGCAAAAUUUUACAUAACAUCUUAAAACAUUUUAUACUUGUUUGCUUGAUCACAACUUUGUAAUACUUUGGAAAUAACGAUGUUAGUGUCUAUGCAUUUGAGUUUCCAAUUUAGAGUAUAAUAGAAAAUUAAUUUUGAAACACUUUUUGCAGAAUUAAGUACUAUGUAUAUACAAUGGACUGCAUUUUGACUUAAUACAGGCUGACAAAGUUUAUUGGUUUUGGAAUGAAUGCCGUGCUUUAAUGUUGCAGACACUUCCAGAGGCUUUCCAGUCCUUGAGGUAGUUAACUUGUGAGAUAAAGCAGCAAUGUUCAAAAUGAUGUGAGUAUGCCAUUAAGAAGUUUUUGUUUGGGAGGGAGAACACUCCCAUAAUUUUGGAAGUAUGAUCCUAGUUGCCAAAUUGGAGUGCCUGCAUCCUAAACUGCCUCUAACUUAUUUCAGUGGGGAAUGUUGAACCUGUAAGGAGGGCCCUUAAUAGUAACUGAUCUCGCAGAGAAUUGUAAAAGAAAAACAGUAGAACAUUAACCAUGCCUACAGAAGAAUACCUGUACCAUUAUCCUGCAAUGGAGUAGCAGAAAUGACUGCAGGUAUAUACUACUUCAAGGAUCGGACUCAUUUGUGACCGUAGGCAAAAAUGGCAUGAUUCAUAGGGUGGGGAAGGUGUAAGAAAUAUGUGGGUUGAAAUUGUAGAAAUGAAAUUGUGACAUUCAAAAUAAUCUUACAGACCCCGUUUAAAAAUUAAGAAUAUUUUAUUCCUUUUCCUGGGACAUUGCUUUUGCCAAAUUGUUUCUAUUUUGAGCUCAGGACCAUUUAUAUGUACAAACUGAAGAAUCAAAUUAUUCAGGGAGAAGUGUUUGCCAAAAUGGCAAACUUCAGUUUUCUUUGAUAUGCAAGGAAAAUCAUUGGCCGUUUAUUUUUUGUCAUUUUUCUGGCAGUUUAUUGUAAAAUGUACAUAUGUAAAAGUUCAGAAAACUUGCAAUUUUUGCAUUAGCAGCAUAGCAUAUUGUACAAAUUAAUGUAUGUGGUUGUAAUUAUGCUAUUUUCCAAGUUUUAUGUGGAAAACUGAUUCUCCUGUGUAAAAUUACAAAUUUUCUUCUUUAAAAAUAA